Molecule: messenger RNA, 809 nt
Organism: Saccostrea cuccullata (small rock oyster)
Lineage: Eukaryota; Metazoa; Mollusca; Bivalvia; Ostreida; Ostreidae
Product: ADP-ribosylation factor-like protein 6-interacting protein 4
Exons: 3
Coding region: 252-623 (123 amino acids)
Source: RefSeq, a predicted model, not a curated record
CUGUUGAUAGGAUCGUGGACUUCAAUAAAAUAUACAAUAAAUUGCAAUUUAAAAAGUUAAAUUUAAGAAAUCAAUGAAAAACCCCCCAAAAUUUGCCCAAAAUGCCAUGUAGAUAGGUAACAGAUGCAAAAUACAUAUUUCAAAUAAAUUACAAUAUCUCAGCGAAAUUUCAUUUUUGGGGGAAAAUAUUUGGCGGACUAAUUAUUGUGAUGAUGUAAAAUGUAUACGUCAUAACAUUGUUGACGUAAUUAAUGCCAUUAAUCAACGCCGGAUCAAAGAAUUCUCAGUAUGAACAUGUAGAUAAGGGACAAAAAUCGAAAAUGGCCACCUCAGAAUCAGGGUCUUUGACUGCUGCAAUACGAAUAAAAAUAAACAAAGAAAUAAGGAAACAGAAAAAGGUUGAGCAGACUCGUGAAUGGAGGAGGAGAGUAAGGGAAAUACAAAAGAGUUCUACCACAAAAGAGCAGACAGUAAAGGCUGCGACGCUCAGAAAACGCAAACAGCGCGAAAAAGAACGCAUUAAAAGGGAAAAAAUUGAGAAUAGCAAGAGAAAAGAAAUGGAAAGAAAAUCUAAAUUAAAAGAACGCGAAGAAGUAAAGCAGAGGCGGAAAUCCCUAGCAUAACAGAGAUGGCGCCGAAAAAAAACGCAUGAUUAGUCAAAUUCAGAGCGAAAAUACAGAGAAUGGCAACCUCAAAUCAUUCAGCAACAAAAUGCAAAAAUGUCGAGCUGUGAAAAAAUUGAAAUCAAAUUUACCGAUAUCCCCGACAAAAAGAGCAGCUAUCAUUGCCGCUUUUUUACAAAAUACAAA